Molecule: messenger RNA, 610 nt
Organism: Penaeus indicus
Lineage: Eukaryota; Metazoa; Arthropoda; Malacostraca; Decapoda; Penaeidae
Exons: 3
Coding region: 144-566 (140 amino acids)
Cellular component (GO): extracellular region
Molecular function (GO): chitin binding
Source: RefSeq, a predicted model, not a curated record
CACAGACCUGCCUGCUUCACCCUCACCUCCAAUAACCCUUGGAAGAUCUCUGUUCAGUAUAUAUAAAACGCGGCCCUCUGUCUGAGGACAGUUUUAUUGUCUUCACCGUCGGAUAUCUUUGGGUGUGGGAUUCCUGAUCUGCCAUGAAAGUGCUUUAUUUGCUGGUCAGCCUCGCGGCUACGUCCUGGGCUCGCAGGUUGCACACCCUUCCUGGAGGAUUUGGGGCUUUAGUUUCGUCGUUUGACUGCCAUGAGAAGGUUUUCGGAUAUUAUGCUGAUGUGGAGAAUCACUGCCGCGCUUACCAUGUCUGCUAUCCUCUUUACACGGAAAAUGGAGCUUUACUGGACGUGGCUCACUUCUCGUUCAUGUGCGGCAUGAACCUCGUAUUCAGCCAGGACUCGCUCACAUGCUCGCAUCGCAACGAGGCCUUCCCUUGCGACCAGGCGCCUUCCCUCUACGAAGUAUCCAACGCAGACUUCGGCGUCGUGGCAGAUGAGGGAGAGGGAAGGGGCUCCAGGGAGGACGAAGACAAGUCAGAUACGGCGACUGAAGAAAGAAAUUCUUAAUCUAACCCAUCUUAUUGGUGCGCAUUAAAAGUUGUUAAAAGUUC